CUACUUUGUACCUUAUUGUGUAAUUAAAAUGUGCCUAUAUACCUAAAACUGCUGAAGAUUUAUCGAUCAUGUGUCAAUGUAUACGAUCUUUCACGUUACCUUUUUACGACCCAUAGUUUAAUGUUGCAUUCGAAUGUAUUAGAAUGUUAAACACUGUAUUAUUUUUUCACGUUCCUAUUGACGUCUGACUAUACGCAUGGUAGGUCGCACUGUAGUGGAUACUGUUGUUUCAACAGUUUCACAAAAAAAGAAGAAACGUAUUAAAACAACGACAAAAAGUACAAUAAACGCUUUAGGCCAGGCCAGACAGUACAGUACACACACACAGCGGGAAAAAGUUUCUAUUGCCUCGAUGAUUGUGUUCUGAAGCUUUGUGUUUCGCAGCAAAUUACCAUGCCGGUUGAUGACAACGGAGCAAAAAUAAAUGUUUUGACGAUGUUCUCAUCAUACCAAUGUACAGUGGGACAACAGCAGCAGCAACAACAACAAAAAGUUCUACCAUUCUGGUGGUGUGAUUGAAACCUAGCAAUUAUUACAUUGAAACUUGCUACAUCGAGCCUGUCGGAAACGCUACCAACAUGCCUUCGUUAGGGAUAUCGUGUGUACGCUAUAUGGUGUUUUUCUUCAACUUCCUGUUUGCGAUCACCGGGCUGGUCGUGAUUGUUACGGGAGCCAUCAUUCAAUCGAAUUAUUACCAUUACUCGAACUUUGUCGGUGACAACUUCUGGACCGCACCGAUCGUACUCAUCGUCAUCGGGUCGAUCAUCUUCGUCGUGGCAUGCUUCGGUUGCUGCGGUGCCGCCAAGGAGAGCCCGUGCAUGAUCAUCACCUUUUCCAUUUUCCUGGCACUGGUGUUCCUGGCCGAGAUCGGCAUCGGCAUCGCCGGGUACUACAAGCACGAAGAGCUGAGCGGCAUACUGGAGAAGGGCUUCAACAAGACGCUGGACAGCUACGCCACGGACAAGGGCGCCCAGGAGGCGUGGAAUCUCGUGCAGUCGGAGAUGGUGUGCUGCGGUAUUAAGGGACCGGAGGACUGGGAACCGAUCUACAAGAACGACACGGUGCCGCGGGCCUGCUGCCACCGGAUGCCGGUCGGUGUGAACAAGUGCACCAGGGAGUACGCCUCGACGGAGGGCUGCUUCUCGAAGCUGUCCAGCUAUCUCGGCUCGAAAUCGCUCAUCCUCGCCGGCAUUGGCAUCGGGUUGGCCAUUGUGCAGCUGAUUGCUGUCCUGCUGGCCUGUUGUCUGUAUGGAUCCUUCCGCCGUCAGUACGAGACCGUCUAAAUUGAAGGAGCAGAGAGAGAGCAUUUUAAGCGAAGAAGGCGAAUACACGACAUCCAUCUUGAAUGCAAUAACAUCACCAAACCACAUACACUCUAUCUCUCUUUCCCUCUCAACUGUCCCACACGGUUACAUUCCUGCUACCGAAUCAAUCGAAACAGUAUGGACAAGUCGAUUUAAUAUCAUCUCAUUACCGAUAAACCCCCCAAAAAAUGAAACUCACCUCUAACUUUCCUCUAACAGAAGGAAGAAUGCAGAACUUUAAAAUAUUCAAGACAUUUCUGUUAGAAAUUACACAACAACAGAAACAACAACAGGCUCAGAAAAAAAACCCGGAAAAAGAAUACCAUUUGAAUACCUCCAACUCCACCCGGUGGUAGAGCAAUCCCCAAAGGCACUAUCACUACCCGUUCCCACCUUUAUCUCCCAGCCAAAAGCACACCAGCCAACCAGACAUUCGAAUGUGGGAACAAAUGAAAAUCAAUAAUUUUUCGCUGUAUCGAUAGAGUAUCGAGAAGUUGUUUAAUGAAAAGAAGAAAAAAAAAGGGAAGGUGUAGUACACGCGGUUUAGAGCGUCGUCCGAAUGCGCGCAUUUAUCAAUACUAUGCAUCCCUCUAGAAAGCAGAGAGAGAGAGAGCAGCAGCAGCAGCAGUCCCCCCUUGAAACGUUACGUGCUAUGCACGAAGAAGUACCAUCAUCACUACUUUGGUCCAUAGUAUAGCGAUACACACAGUUAUAGUAUAGCAGACAGUCGUAGUUUCAUCAAAUGCUAACGUUGAUAAGAAGAUAAGAGAAGGGGGAAAAAUGGUAGCCGAUGUAUAGGAGCGAGACCAAUAGGCAGGAGCAAAGAGCGCCCAGAAGAGGUAGCAGCGAACGUUUUGCAUUUUAUUUCACGCUUUAGAUGGUGUAGAAAACUCCUUAACCACACACACACACUCACUGUGAAACUUUUUAACAUUCCCAACUGAUGUGUGUCCCACUUAGUGUGCUAUUGGCGCACAGAAUCAUGCUGUGUGUGUGUAGAUAAUUCCAAAAAGUGAACCACCAACCAAGCUUAAAUGUCGGAUCGAAUAUCGAAUAAGCCAUGUAUGCCGUUACAACAGUCUAUAUGUGUAUGAAUUUUACAGAUAUAUACAUUUAAAUGUAGAUCGUGAUCGGAUACAAUACGUUCCACUAACAUUUACAGAAGAGGGAUUUUCAAUGUUUUGUUUUUUUCCAUUUUAAUAGCUUUUGGAAUUUCGGAAGAUUCGGUAGAGGACAGCAAACAACAGAAAUUGAAUUAAAAAUGAAUUUAAUAUUACCACGUUAAGGCUGGCGUUAAAGCAUAGCAUUUAUUCUUGCAUAAAAUCAUUCCAUUUUUUAUUAUACUUUCCAUAAACAUUCUGGUGAAGUGAGAGGAAACGUUUCUUAUAACGAUUAGAAACUAUUUUCUAUUCCAACUGUCACAUUUGUUUAAACCUAUUAACGGAAGUUUUAAACUUGCACCGAAAAUGCACUGGAAUGCAAUCGGGAGGGAAGAGGGAAGGGGUUUGAUUGCACACGGUUUGAGAAAAUCAUUUAACACUCACAUACACAACCUAGGAUGUUGGUUUGAUUGGUUCGAUGCGAAUAGGAAUACAUUUUUAGGUGUCCACUGUGUGUGUGUGUGUGGCACGAUUACACAAGGUUUUGCAAUUUAUAUUGGCACGUACACCUUCCCCUUUACCUUUUUACACACCAUCACGAAGAAUCUCACAAUGUUUGCUAAAUAGUAAUAAAUAGGAGGGAAAUGAAACAGCAGAAACAAAUUCAUUUUGCAUAGAGGAUUGUAAGAAAACAAUCGCUCCUCGUUCUCUCUCUCCGCCCAAAAAAGUAGGUAACAGCAGGCACCGCCAUAAGUGUAGUGCAGUAGAAGAAGUACAGCGCUAUAAAUGUGUGUCUGUGUGUAUCACGAAGAACAAUAUUGUUCAAUUUUAGUAAUGCAUUACGAUUUGCGUAUGCCCUCAAAGAUCGAUUUAUCGCAAACAUAAUAACGAACGAAAAGAAAAACCCGGGCAAUGAAAGAAGGAGGGCAUGCAAACGUUUUUUUGGUGAAAUACAUACAAUACAUAAAUGAAACUAUUUACAAAAGCUGCUCAAAAUAUACGGAAGAAAAUAUAUAAUAACAUAGAAAGAGGUUUUUUGUUGUAACACACAAUCACACACACAUUCUCUGUUGUUUUAUGAAUAUGAAACAUUAAAAAAACAAGUGAAAUAUUUUUCUCGUUUUUAACACCACAUCCACCAUUUAACAAGGACGAAAAACACAAGGAAACAUAAAUAAUUAAAAAAAAAACACUGUAGUCAGUAGGAAGUAUUUUUGCUAUUUUUUUUUCCUGUACCGGUGGAUGAAUAUACAUUAUUAUAUUUUACAUUUUUUCUGUGUGUUGCAUCAAUGUAUUUCUCAGUAGAGGUGUGUGGAAGAAGCAGAGCAGCUGUGUUAAUAUUUUUAUAAAUGUAUUUUACUGAUUAAUUGCUAGAGACACUACCUACAAUAAAAAUGAAAGGUGUAGGCCGAUACACGGCUAAACUGAAAA
Molecule: messenger RNA, 3835 nt
Organism: Anopheles arabiensis
Lineage: Eukaryota; Metazoa; Arthropoda; Insecta; Diptera; Culicidae
Product: CD63 antigen-like
Exons: 7
Coding region: 579-1283 (234 amino acids)
Cellular component (GO): membrane
Source: RefSeq, a predicted model, not a curated record